This is a messenger RNA of Staurois parvus, 302 nucleotides long. NCBI's taxonomy places the organism in Eukaryota, Metazoa, Chordata, Amphibia, Anura, Ranidae. The record is from the annotation of a GenBank genome assembly.
CUACAGCUGUUGAGUAUCACUAACAGGGGAGAGACCUUAACAUACUGCUGUGUAUUUCUCUGCACAGCAAACAAAUACACAGCAGUAAGUUACCCAAGUAAAACACACAGCACACACAGUAAAACAGCACACAACACACAGUUAACCCUUUGAUCGCCCCAGAUGUUAGCCCCUUCCUGCCCAGUGUCAUUAGUACAGUGUCAGUGCUUUUUAUUAGCAUUGAUCACUGUAUUAGUGUCACUGGGGAUGUCAGUGGCAGUUAGUCAGUUCCCCCCAGUGUCAGAAUGCCCUCCACAGUCCUG